AUGUCCGACGCCCUGCCCGACGAUGCCUGGGUCAACAACUUUCUCGACACCCCUCCACGACCUCUUCUCACUGCACUUCAGCGUCGUCUACAAGCCUCCACGUCACACGCGAAUGCCUUGGCUGAAGUUUACAAACAGCGGGCGAGUGUAGAAGCUGCCUAUGCCGAGGGGCUGGCAAAGUUGGUCAGGUCGGCAGAGAGCGGACAGUUGGCUGGUAAGGGCGGGAUUGAGUGGGGUAAGGAUGGUGCGGAGGGUAAACUAUGGGAUAGUGUGUUAAAUGAUUUGCGAGAGACAUCCACAUCUCACUCGACCCUUUCCGCACUCCUCAAAACAGACUUCGAAACUCCUCUCAGAGAAAUGCCUCAGAAAAUCGUAGCCUGGCGUAGGAUAACAGAACAAGAUUUAUCUCUCGAUCGCACUUUAAAAGAAUAUGAAAAAGUUUCUCAAAAACGAGAUAAAGCCGAAGCCAAAGCACGUGGCGGUAAAGCUGAAUUAUUACAACAAGAAGUCAAUCAAUUAUCUUCUCAACUCGUGUCUCUCUCUCCACUAGUCUACACAACUUAUCAAAAACUAGACGAGGAACGUUUACGCACUUUGAAAGAAAUCAUAGUUCGAUUCUGCACCUUACGAGGGGAUAUGUCAGCUAGGGAUGGUGAACGAGCCGACACCGCUAUAGCUUCUUUAUUGGGAUGGGAAACUCAAGAUGAGGUGAGGUUGGUAGGACAAAGAUUGGGAUCGAUGGGUGUUGGACAAGGAAGUAGAGGUCCAUUGAUGUCUUCUGUCAGUAGUACGAAUACCACACCGAGGACAGUGAGAAGAUUGAGUUCUGUACCUUCUGUCAAUAAUGAUUUUUCUCCUCGACCACCGAUGAGACAGAACGGAUCGGGAUCAGGUGUGGCUCCUGGUACACCCACAGGUGGGUUUGCAGGUUUGAAAUCGAUUUUGGGACGAAAGAAUACUGUGGUAGGGAGAGGAAGAAGUAACAGUAUACCUAAUUCUACUCGAAGUGGAGGACGAGAUUUGGAUGCUUUUGAGACUUUGAAUGAGGAAGAUGGGAAUCAGGGUACAGUGAGACAACGACCAGCGCCUUCUAUUCGUACCGUUGAUAAUGAAGGUUUCACAGAACCGCCCCCUGAUCGACAUCGGAACCCAUGGGAAGAUCCAAAUGAACUCAUUCCCACUCCUGCUACUUCUUCACCUCGGGCAUCAUCUCAAACCACUUCCGCCAACCCACCUCAACUUCCCGCUCCAUCUUUCGGACAAACAUUCGAAGCAUCACCCACUACAUCACAAGAUAAUCUGUCCAGUUCAGCAUCUUCUCAACAUCAACCUGGCAAGUUGAAUCUGGCCAUGAGCACAAUUCCUAUUCAAGAAACUGACGAAGAACGUCAAUUAGCAGUUGCUAAAAUCCAAGCUGCCCUCUCUUUACCUCAACAACCCACAAGAAGGGGUACGGUCGCUCGUGGUCGAAGAGAUGUCAGAAAUACAAUGUUUGGUGGUAAUGUAGAUACUACCCUCAAUACAUCUGGACUCGGAAAUUUGCAAGAAUCGACAAUGACCAUGACUGAAUCACCUAUUCAGCAACAUGAUAAUUUACCUUCUUCUCCUACUGGAUCAACCAACAUCAUACCCUUAGGACCGGUGGUCACAGGGACAGGAAUGAAUGGAUUUGAUCCUCAUACUCCUGGAAAACCUUCUGCGCAACGAAGGACAUCAUCAGCUUCCAUCAUUUCCAAUAAUCCAUUCGAUUCACCCGGUUUAAAUUUCUCACCUCCUACUUCCAUCCCCGGUUCAACGAUGCAAGAAGGUCUUCGAGCCAACAUGUUGGAAACCAUCAAUACAGUCAUACGUUCAGGUAUCGUAACAAAAGUUCAAAUAACCGGUGAAAUACAUUUCUCACUUUCACUUUCUUCUUUUUCAACAUCUUCUCCAAUUCAUAUCCGUCUCACAUCAUUCGAAUCUCUUGAGAAAAUAGCACCCAAUCCAACUUAUCUAUCACAAGUACCGGAUAACCCAGGAGAAUAUUAUCUUAAUCCUGAAACACUUUCACAAGCAAGUAAAACAUCAAUACCGAAAGGUGUACUUUUAUUCAAAUACCAAGCUCAUCUUUCUCAAGGAACCGAAUCGACAGUUUUACCUAUUUUAUUAGAACCUGCUUUCCAAAAGAUAAUCGUUAAUUAUAAACUCAAUCCUGAAUCUUUGUUAUCAUCUUCUUUAAGUGAUGAAAUGACUUUAUCAGCGGCUUUCGGUCCAGGAGUAGGUGUGAAAGAAGUUCAAGCGAAACCUGCUGGAGCGAUUUGGAGUCCAAAUACAAGACGAAUGACUUGGAGAGUUCCUCUCCUCAACGGGGGAAAUAAUAUCAAAGGAGGUGGGGGUGGGGGUGGUGGAGGUGGAAGUCUUAAUUCUCCGGCCGGGGGAGUAGGUAUAGGAGGAAAAGCAGUAGCGAGAUUAGUAACGGAAGAAGGAGAACCUUUGGUACCAUUAGCAGUGGCGGGUAUGUGGAAAGUGGAUGGCAUGUUAGGUAGUGGUUUAGGGAUCGAAGUAGUUGAAGGAGGGAUUAAUUUUGAUCAAGUGAAAAAAGGGACAAUGGCAGGGAAGUAUCUAGCGGAACCGGUGUAG
Tremella mesenterica DSM 1558 is the source of this 2619-nucleotide messenger RNA. RefSeq lists its product as uncharacterized. Gene Ontology annotation, biological process: cytoskeleton organization. The record is from RefSeq and is a predicted model, not a curated record. Lineage: Eukaryota; Fungi; Basidiomycota; Tremellomycetes; Tremellales; Tremellaceae. The transcript has 5 exons. Bases 1 to 2619 code for a protein of 872 amino acids. Gene Ontology annotation, cellular component: cytoplasm; plasma membrane; cell division site.